Molecule: messenger RNA, 1689 nt
Organism: Phialemonium atrogriseum
Lineage: Eukaryota; Fungi; Ascomycota; Sordariomycetes; Cephalothecales; Cephalothecaceae
Product: PLP-dependent transferase
Exons: 4
Coding region: 1-1689 (562 amino acids)
Biological process (GO): aromatic amino acid catabolic process; L-tyrosine biosynthetic process
Molecular function (GO): pyridoxal phosphate binding; aromatic-amino-acid:2-oxoglutarate transaminase activity; L-2-aminoadipate:2-oxoglutarate transaminase activity
Source: RefSeq, a predicted model, not a curated record
AUGAAGACUGUGGCUGGCCAAACAGCUCUUCAGCGCCUGGCGCGAAGUUCACGAUAUCAACCAAGCACUAGGUCUCUUAGCAGGAGGUUGUUCCACGCAAAGCCAUCCAAUACUGAGAUAACCCCUCCGAAGAAUGUCCGCACACGUGUCACUAUCAAUGACAUCUUGGAGAGGCGCGCAAAGGCCGGGAAGCUGGUUGCUGGAACGGCGGCUGUCUCUGACAGUGACAUGUUCAAGGGCCCGUCGACGGGCAAACCAAAGGCCAGACGAUGGGAUCACAUCCUGAGUUCCGAGAGCGCGGCCCGGCAACCAUGCGUUCUCAAGCAGGCCGCCAAACACCUGAAGAAGCCAGGCCUCAUUUCCCUCGGAGGUGGUCUGCCUUGUGCCGAGUACUUUCCCUUUCAGUCGAUCAGCAUGAAGAUUCCCACGGUACCUCACUUCUCCGAGGCCGAGGCACGGGGCUCUGGCGAGGAAGUCCACAUCGGCAAGUACGAUGUUGCCGAGAGCGAGGACGGAGUCUAUGACCUGUCUAUCGCCCUCAACUACGGCCAAGCUACUGGUUCCGCACAGCUCAUGCGCUGGGUAACGGAGCACACCGAGUUGGUCUGCAACCCGCCCUACGCCGACUGGCGAUCCUGCCUCACGGUCGGCAGCACGGGUGCCCUGGAACAGGCCUACAGGAUGUUUCUCGACCGGCAACGGGGUGACUCGAUGCUCACCGAGGAGUACAGCUUCUCCACAGCACUCGAGACGGCCGCACCUCUGGGGAUCAAGGUGUUCGGCAUCAAAAUGGACGAACAGGGCCUGAUCCCCGAGAGCAUGGACGAGAUCUUGGCCCGGUGGGACGUGCAAGCGCGCGGUGCGCGGAAACCGCACGUGCUCUAUACCGUGCCCUCGGGUCAAAACCCAACGGGCGCAACGCAGGGCGAGAGGCGGCGCAGGGACAUCUACGCGGUCGCGCAGCAGCACGACGUGUACAUCAUCGAGGACGAGCCGUACUAUUUCCUCCAGAUGCAGCCGUAUGCGGGACGAGGCUCGCCUGUUACGCCUCCGCCGGCGUCGGUGGAGGAGUUCCUGGAGUCGCUCGUCCCGUCGCUGUUGAGCAUGGACGUGGACGGGAGAGUCCUGCGGAUGGAUUCCUUUUCCAAGGUCGUGGUCCCGGGCUCUCGACUCGGCUGGGUCACGGCGUCGGAGCAGAUUAUUGAGAGGUAUAUAAGGCACAGCGAGGCGUGCAACCAGGGCCCGAGCGGCUUCUCCCAGAUCAUCUUAUACAAGAUGCUGGAUGAGAGUUGGGGCCACGAAGGAUACCUGAAAUGGCUCAUGAACCUGCGGCUGGAAUACACGAAGCGGAGGGACGUCAUCUUGGCCGCUUGCGAGAAGUACCUUCCUCGAGAGAUUGUGAGCUGGAACCCUCCAGCUGCCGGCAUGUUUCACUGGCUAAAGGUCAACCACAACCUUCACCCCGAUGCGUCUCAUCGCAGCAUCCUCGACAUUGAAGAAGAGAUCUUCAGUCUCUGCAUCGAGAAAGGCGUCCUCGUGGGCCGAGGUUCGUGGUUCAGGGCCGAGCACGACAGGGCCCUGACAGAGAUGUUCUUCCGGGCCACGUAUGCGGCAGCGACCCCGGAGAACAUGACGGAGGCUAUUCGUAGAUUUGCCGAUGCGAUACGGCAUAGCUAUCGUUUGAAGUAG